AUGAAGGCCAUCAUAGAUGAGUGCGUUGUGAACGACUAUGUCUGGAACGCACUUCCAGAGUCCAUCAUCUCGCCGGGAUGGAAUCAGAUGAAAAAGUCAGAAUUCAUCGAGGCAUUCGGUACCGCUUGGUGGCCAGCGAUGAAAGGAAUGCAGAUGAUCGUCUUAAACGUGGUGGGAAACGAAAAUAACGUAAUCCUCUACACAAAGCUGGGGCCUUCUGCCGUCUCAGCGGAAGGAAACCCGAUCGCUACUUCAUACGUACACAGGUUCCGCUUCAACGCCAGCGGGAAACUCGUGGAGCAAAGGGAUUUCCUAGAUACCAAAUUCAUACAUGAUUUUUGGUGGUCAGAGCCCCAGCGAAGCAUAGUAGCCGGAGGAAGCCCUAUAACAGCCGGAGGAAAUCGUUAA
Cantharellus anzutake is the source of this 408-nucleotide messenger RNA. RefSeq lists its product as uncharacterized. Lineage: Eukaryota; Fungi; Basidiomycota; Agaricomycetes; Cantharellales; Hydnaceae. Bases 1 to 408 code for a protein of 135 amino acids. The record is from RefSeq and is a predicted model, not a curated record. The transcript is spliced from 3 exons.